AUGACUAACUAUCCCAUCAAGCCUCUCACCCUGGGCUUUCAUCAGGUGUACGGUCUCUGUUUAAUCAAGAAAGAGCAUCAACUAUUCAUCCUCCUCCUCCUCCCAGCCACUAGGGGGCAUUCCCCAUACCACCCAAUUACCCUGCUAACCUGCUACCUGCCUCCUCCCCACACCACCCUGCUACCCUCCUACCUGCCUCCUCCCCACACCACCCUGCUACCCUGCUACCUGCCUCCUUCCCACACCACCCUGCUACCCUGCUACCUGCCUCCUUCCCACACCACCCUGCUACCUGCCUCCUUCCCACACCACCCUGCUACCCUGCUACCUGCCUCCUCUCCACACCACCCUGCUACCCUGCUACCCUGCUACCUGCCUCCUCCCCACACCACCCUGCUACCCUGCUACCUGCCUCCUUCCCACAUCACCCUGUUACCCUGCUACCUGCCUCCUUCCCACACCACCCUGCUACCCUGCUACCUGCCUCCUCCCCACACCACCCUGCUACCCUGCUACCUGCCUCCUCCCCACACCACCCUGCUACCCUGCUACCUGCCUCCUCCCCACCCCCACCCUGCUACCCUGCUACCUGCCUCCUCCCACACCACCCUGCUACCCUACUACCCUGCUACCUGCCUCCUCCCCACACCACCCUGCUACCCUGCUACCUGCCUCCUCCCCACACCACCCUGCUACCCUGUUACCUGCCUCCUCCCCACACCACCCUGCUACCCUGCUACCUGCCUCCUCCUCACAUCACCCUGCUACCCUGCUACAUGCAUCCUCCCCACAUCACCCUGCUACCCUGCUACCUGCCGUAACUCUGCCUCCUCACUACACCACCCUGCUACCCUGCUACCCUGCUACCUGCCUCCUCCCUACAUCACCCUGCUACCCUGCUACCUGCCGUAA
This is a messenger RNA of Coregonus clupeaformis (lake whitefish), 912 nucleotides long. RefSeq names its product extensin-like. The transcript has 2 exons. The record is from RefSeq and is a predicted model, not a curated record. NCBI's taxonomy places the organism in Eukaryota, Metazoa, Chordata, Actinopteri, Salmoniformes, Salmonidae. Bases 1 to 912 code for a protein of 303 amino acids.